Clupea harengus (Atlantic herring) is the source of this 2109-nucleotide messenger RNA. Its product is annotated as transmembrane protein 150A. Gene Ontology annotation, cellular component: plasma membrane. NCBI's taxonomy places the organism in Eukaryota, Metazoa, Chordata, Actinopteri, Clupeiformes, Clupeidae. The record is from RefSeq and is a predicted model, not a curated record. Gene Ontology annotation, biological process: protein localization to plasma membrane.
CUGGAGUAUUGCUAAACAUUUAAAUUGGGUCUGUUGUGUCCAGCAGGCCUAACUGGCUUUUGUGGAAACCUGUUUGGAGAUGACUAUGUCAAAAGAACAUUUCAAGAAUGACAUUCACACCCACAUUCUCUUAAUCCAGUCCUGUAACAAUUUGUUGUCUAAAACAGCACAAGAACUGGUAAAGAUUAUUAUAAUUGUGCACUUUGUUGAUUCACCUCUGAUAUGGACUUCGAUACAGAGGGUAUGCCGAAGAAGGGAAACAAAAGGCUUUCUUCCUAGCAGGAGCUGUAGAGUAUGAUUGGUUGUUUUGUGUUGGCAUAAAGCAAACAUGAUGAUAAGGUUAAGUGACCCAGCCCAAGUUUCCUUGUGGCUGUUUUCUGACAGGGCAGGAAGGUUCCCCACAAGGAGUGGCUUAACAGGCCCGGCACAUUAAAGCUGUUGUAGCAUAGAAAGUGAAGAAUGCUGCUUUUCUGGGAGGACGCAAGUGUCUGUCUGCCUACAUAUCCUUGUACUUCAUCCAGCACUGAAUGACAUGGAACAUAUUUGAUUGGGGUGCAGCAGUUAGCAUGUCAAAUGACUGGUGUGGAAGAAUUGAAAAUACAUUCCUAGUCCUACACCCCAGACAUACAUUGUUUCUUGGAAUCUCUGAAAAUCAACACAACAAGAAAUGGUCUUCUGGAUUAUUAUCCCUUUCACACUCUCUGCUGUCUCAUUUUUGGGGUCCUGGACAGUAUAUGCACUGGCACUAAGAAAUGGUCAUGUGUGCUCACUUAACAACUGGGAAUACAGGAACUCAUGCCAAACAAAUGAUUCUGGAUGCUGUACAACCUUUCAUGUCCCUACUAUAAGCUGGAGCGGUACUAAUGCCCCGGAAAACUCCCUUUUUUCCGCCACCAUUAACGCAGGAGCAUUCUUGUUUCUGGUGUUUUGCAUUUUUCACCAUGCUCACAUCCUGGAUAGAAACAGCAAUCAGUCUCUCCUCGCUAAAAUUUCCCUGGUCUUUGGCUGUGUGGCGUCAUGUGGAGCUUUUGUGGCAGGGAACUGCAAUCCUGCUCAGCUUAGCAUGCUGCAUUACCUGGGUGCCGCUGUGAGUUUCGUGUGCCUGUGUUUCUACUGCGUCCUCCUCACCUCGCUCACUAACAGGUGCCUUCUCACCGGACUGGAGCGCUACCUCUACCCAGCACGCAUUGUAUCUACAGUCAUCCAGGUCACAGUCACCAUCCUUUAUUGCAUAUUCUUUGCCCAAGAGGAUUACUUUUACAAACAUAUUUCUGCCAUUUUUGAGUGGACGCUCAGUGUGAACAUUGAAGCGUUUGAGCUGAGCUUUGUGGUGGAGUUCUACUUUUUCUCAUCAUCAAUGUUGACUACGCUCCUGGAGAGAAGGGGUGAAGAAAAGCCCCUCAUUUUGGCUUGAGGCCUAAUUUGGAGUACCAUUUUCCGUUAUUUAUGUUUUUUUAUUUUCCAUCACCAUGUGCACCAAAAUGGAUUACCUUUCAGACAGAAAAUCUUUGAAAUGUGAGUGUGGUAAACUUAAGACCGUUGGAUACUACUUAUUCAGGACAUAUUAACUUCAAUCGUCGGGUAUUACAAGCAUCAGAGAAACUUUUAAUUUUGUAAAAGUACACUCUGGCUCAAAUAUUUUGAGUACUGUAUCCUUGUUGGUGAUAUCAUCUUCCAAAAGGUUCUGUAGUGUCAGAUAUGGGUAGUACAUCAUUGUAACAUGCAGUGCCAUCAAAAAUAGUAAUGGUAAAUGUGUUUCCUUCACAAGUGGUCAUGACUACAAAUUACAUUUACGUUUCAAUUUGGUUGUUAGAUGAAUGUUUUGAAUCACAGGGUGAUUAUUAGCAGGACUGAAUUGGUCUCUUCUGGUUUUAAAGAACACACCAAGUAACCAGCUGAUGAAUUGUCAAGACGCACUGGUAGGACUCGGCCUCCAAUUUCUUUUAGAAAUGUUAAAAGAAAUCAGCCAUGAUGAUUCUGCUGGGCAGAGAACAAUUGUAAUUUAUUUUCCAUGUGGUAUCGCACUUUGAAAAGCAAAAUGAACAAUGUGUACUGUGAUUGCAGAUUACAUACUUUUCUAGUAGUUCUAAUAAAAAUGUUUGAAUCAGA